AUGAAAAGCAUUUAUUUUCUCCAUUAUUUUCACUCGCUGGUCUUCAUUCUCCUCCUUUCAAUCAAUACCUUUGUGAUGGCUCCCGGACUCACUCAUGACGGGGAUUAUUCCUCAAGCAACGGCUCCACAAGCUCCAAGCCCACGGUCUAUGUGAUCGAUCAAUUCAACAAAACGGCCAUCGAGCACGCCAAGACGAUUUUCAAUGUCAUCCUUCCUGAAGACAAGGGAUUCGCAGAGUGGCGACAGAAGGCCUCUGCUCUUCUGAUCCGAGGCUCACAUCUGACUGCGGACGACAUCGCCAGCUGCCCCAACCUCGUCGCCAUCGGCAAGCACGGAGUGGGCAUUGACAAGAUCGACCAAGCGGCUUGCGCUAGCCGCGGUAUCAAGAUCUGCAACACCCCUGGCGCGAACGCACGCGAUGUUGCGGAGCUAGUCCUCGCGCUAACUAUGACCGUCGCCCGCGGUAUUCGCUCCAUCACUACUCGCCAAAUGACCAAACCUGUUCCAAAGGAGACAUGCAAUGGCCUUACUCUUUACAAGAAGACUCUUGGAAUUAUCGGCAUGGGGAAUAUUGGUCGUACCGUGGCGGAAAUUUUCCGCGGGGCUUUUGAUGCCGAAGUGGUCGCGUUCGAUGUCUUCAUGCCAGACAAUGCAUGGCCUCACAUCCCACAUGAUCGUGUACAAGACAUUCAAGAAGUCAUCCGAAGGGCUGACGUUCUCUCAAUUCACGUUCCAUUGACCGAAGAAACUCGUGACAUGAUCUCCUACAAGGAAAUCCGGUUGAUGAAACCCCACGCCAUUAUCAUCAACGCCGCUCGAGGUGGAAUUGUGAAUGAGGCAGAUCUCACCAAGGCCCUUGCCGAGGGCCAUCUUUGGGGCGCCGGUCUAGAUUGCCACGAGCAAGAACCUCCUACUUUUGAGAAGUAUGGUGCGUUGUGGGGAAAUUUGAACGUCGUCAGCACACCGCAUAUUGGCGCAGCUACGAUUCGGGCGCAGACUGCGAGCGCGACGGCGGCAGUGAACAAUCUGUACGAUUAUUUGAUGAGCAUUAGCAGUUAG
Penicillium brasilianum is the source of this 1059-nucleotide messenger RNA. The record is from the annotation of a GenBank genome assembly. Lineage: Eukaryota; Fungi; Ascomycota; Eurotiomycetes; Eurotiales; Aspergillaceae.